Entrophospora sp. SA101 is the source of this 570-nucleotide messenger RNA. Lineage: Eukaryota; Fungi; Glomeromycota; Glomeromycetes; Entrophosporales; Entrophosporaceae. The record is from the annotation of a GenBank genome assembly.
AUGUCACUUUUUCACCUUAUGAAAAUUUUGAAUGAAGACUUAAAAGAAAAUGGCCUUGACUCUCUAGUUAUUGUCCAUUAUAAUUGGGGUGGGAUCUCAAAAUUUUCCAAAUAUGAGAGCCAUGGUAUUGUAAAACUUACAUACUCUUCUAUUGAUGAAUUCAAUUCUGCUCUUCAACAAAUAUCACCAUCCAUUGCUGUUGUUUUUGAUAAUAUUUGGCACCAGUAUAUUUCAAAAGAGAAUGAAGGAAGAGGUUCAAUUGCGGAUUCAAUUAUGAAGCUAAAUGAAAUGCAGUACAAAAUGGAUGAAACCAAAGUCAAGUUGCAUAAAAUAAUUAAUAAUUCUCUUGAUAUGGAUAUAGUUGAAGAAUGUGUUGACCUGUUGGAAGAACUUAAGUUUAUCCAUUAUGAAAAUGUUAAACAAACAUUGAAUUCAUUGUCACCAACUUGGGAUGUAAAGGAAUCCAAACAAGAAGAUGUCGAAUGGUUAGAAAAUAAAUUACAAGAGGUGGACAAUAUAAUUAAUCAGGUUUAUAAAUGGCUUGAUGAGUGCAAAGACGUAAUGAAUUAA